GACUACUCUACUGGAGAGCAGGUCAGGCCAGCGCAGGGCGUCCCCAACUUCCCCACCGCGCGGCCACUUCCGAGACGCGAUGGCCGCCGGACCUUCGCCGCUGGCCGGCGGCGUCGGCGACCGGGGCUCCUCCUCCUCCUCCUCUGCCUCGCACCACCACAGCCACCACCACCACCAGCACCCGCCUCCGCCGCCGCCGCCCAAGAUCCUCCUCGCCAAGCCGCCGCUGCCGCACGCCGCCUCGUCCUCGGGCGCCGACGACGACGGCGGCGGCGGGGGAGGCGGGGGCGCGGGGGGCCGCGCGCGCCAGGCGACGCAGCCGGGGUCGCUUAGCCUCGUCUCCGACGCGUGGGAGGCCCACACCGACAAGAUCCUCCCGUAUUUGACGGAGAACAAUGAUUUCAUGGUGAUUGGGGUAAUUGGCCCACCUGGUGUAGGCAAGUCCACCAUCAUGAAUGAGCUUUAUGGAUAUGAUGCAAGCUCACCUGGCAUGCUUCCUCCUUUUCCUACACAAACUGAGGAAACCAAAUUGAUGGGGAAACACUGUACUACUGGUAUUGACAUCAGGAUAUCUAAUGAGCGAGUUAUACUCCUUGACGCUCAGCCAGUGUACAGUCCCUCUGUUCUAAUCGAUAUGAUGAGGCCAGAUGGUUCAUCCACAAUUCCUGUCCUUAAUGGUGAACCCUUAUCAGCAGACUUAGCCCAUGAGCUAAUGGGAAUCCAGCUUGGUGUUUUCUUGGCAUCUGUUUGUAAUAUAGUGUUGGUCGUGUCAGAAGGGAUGAAUGAUUUGUCCAUGUGGGAGCUCAUGCUUACAGUUGAUUUAUUGAAGCACAACAUACCUGAUCCAUCCGUGUUGACGUCUUCAGCCUCCCAAGACAAGGAAAACAAAAAUGAUGACCAAUUGGGCAGUGAAGACUAUAUUUCUGAUCUCUGUUUUGUGCAUGCGAGGUUGCAGGGACAAGAUUUUUCUCCUUCAAAGCUCAUGCUUCUAAGGAAAACUCUUGAGAAGCACUUCAACUCGUCCUCUUUUAGAAUCAGGAGCUCUAAUGCAACAGGUCAAGCUUCUGAUUCGUUGGUCUCUUCGAGCUCAAAAGUUGAAGACUUGACCUCCGGUCGUCAGGACAUAUUUCUUCUUCCACUGAGAGGACAGGAUAACUCGACAAAGUUUGAGUAUGGAACAUACUCGUGCAUGCUAGGGAUGCUUCGCGAUCAGAUCCUGUCAUGGCCGGCGAGGUCAUUCUCGAAGAACCUCUCAGAGCGCGACUGGCUGAGAAGCUCAGCAAAGAUCUGGGACAUGGUGAAGAAGUCCCCCGUCAUCUCGGAGUACUGCAAGGCGCUCCAGAGCUCAGGAUUGUUUAGGAAGUAGCGGUAGUCUAGUCUAGUAGCUACUUGUUGGUCUACGCCCGCUUUGGCUUGCUGACUUGGAAAAAUUAAACCAAAGAAUCGGCAUUAGAUCAGAUGGACCUGCUCUGUCUUGCAAUGUUAAUAUGUUUCUUGGUAGCGCCGUUUGUUCUGUUUAUAAUUGACUUUGAGAUACACCACUGUAUGUUUUGUUAGCACCAGAUUAGUUGUUGGACAAGCUGUUUGUGAUAAGCUCUGAGUCAGCGACAGCAUAUGGCAGUCGCCAGUAUUCAGUUUCGUGCA
Messenger RNA from Sorghum bicolor (sorghum), 1644 nucleotides. RefSeq names its product protein SMG9. Gene Ontology annotation, biological process: nuclear-transcribed mRNA catabolic process, nonsense-mediated decay. The record is from RefSeq and is a predicted model, not a curated record. Lineage: Eukaryota; Viridiplantae; Streptophyta; Magnoliopsida; Poales; Poaceae. The transcript is spliced from 8 exons. Bases 80 to 1366 code for a protein of 428 amino acids.